Panicum virgatum (switchgrass) is the source of this 3032-nucleotide messenger RNA. RefSeq lists its product as uncharacterized. The coding region runs from base 44 to 892 and encodes 282 amino acids. The record is from RefSeq and is a predicted model, not a curated record. NCBI's taxonomy places the organism in Eukaryota, Viridiplantae, Streptophyta, Magnoliopsida, Poales, Poaceae. The transcript is spliced from 3 exons. Gene Ontology annotation, biological process: DNA-templated transcription. Gene Ontology annotation, molecular function: sequence-specific DNA binding.
CUCUCUCCGCGCGCGCGCAGAGCUGGGGCGCACCACCGCCGAAAUGCCUUUCCUGAGUCCCCUGGGCGGCGACGGCGCCGACGACUUCUACUUCGGGUACGACGCCGGGUACCACCGCAGCAGCGGCGGUGCGGGCAAGAGCGCCAAGAAGGAGAAGGAGAAGGGCUUCCUCUCCUGCCUCCCCUGCUUCAUCCCCUGCUCGCCCGGCGCCGUGGACCCGACGGCGCACCGCCGCCUGCUGUCUUCCGACUCCAGCGACAGUGACAACGCGGCCGCCAUGGACGUCACCGCCGACCUCGCCCGCCUCCGCGCGCGCUACUCCCGCCUGGCCGCCGGCCCACCCGUCCGCCCCCGCGACGUCCCCGCCCUGGUGGCGCGCCCCGACGACCCGGCGCUGGCCGUGUCCGCGCUCUCCUGGCUCGGCGGGGACCUCCGCCCGUCCUGCAUGCUCCUGGCCCUGCUGCCCGCGCUGUUCCCGUCCCUCCCGGCCCACGCCCGCCAUGCGCUCGCCGCCGCGGCCCGCCGCCUCAGCGCCCGCGAGGCGGCGCUCGAUGGCGAGGUCGCCGAGUACCAGUCCACCUACGCCAUGAAGCUGGCGUGCGAGAAGACCAAGGACGGCGUCGCCGAGACGGCCGCCGAGGAGAUGUGCAAGAUGGCGCGCGCCGCCCGGCGGGCGGACAAGCUGCGGUGGCGCGCCGUGGAGGCCGCCGUCAAGGAGGUCCUCGCGCCGGCGCAGGCCAGGGAAUUCCUCAAGGCCGUCGAGGACGUGACGGGCAAGGUGGCGCGGCACGGCACCCGGUGGCACGCGCGCGCCGGGACGCUCACGGUGCCUGUCGAGGCGUUCGAACGCGUGCGCGCCAACGCCAGGGCGGCUACGGACGAUGCCUGGUGAGGUGUCCUCUGAUUGUGAUGUUUUGCUUCAGGCAGCCAUCUUCUUCUGAUCAUGGAUUCGUUCGUCAAUGAGGACUAGAAUGUUUCCAGCUUACGAUGAUUGGCAUGGUCCAUGUUCUUGUUGAAGGUUAACUCCUCUCACGGGAAAGGUGAAAUGCUUUAGUUGCUUCAGACAUGUUCUGUCAUUUGUUUCUGUACUUUCGAGGAUGCGGUCUGAGUUUGCACCGUUAGCUAUCGCAAAUUCAUUGAUGAGUAGUGCUAGUUGCUGAACCUCUUUUGGAGGAGCGUGUCAAGGUUCUGACCAGGUCUUUCUUGCAAUCAAACUUUCCUGCAGAAUGAUUUUGAAUCCCUUCUCUGUAUUUGUUGUUGGAACCAGUUACUCGUUCUUGGCACCUUAAAUGCCUGGUAUUUUUGUUGCUCAGUCCAUGGAGUGGUUCCUGUUGUUUUGACAAAAUUGUUUUUGCCUUUGAGAUGUUAACAAAAUUUGUUUUAGCACUAUCUGAAAUGUUUUUCAAGUUUCGACUGAGCACUAAUAAUACUUUGCUGGCUUUGGUUAUUUUUAGCCAUUUAUUUCUGCAUUUCUAGUAUAAUUCCAUCUGAGUUGGCACGCGAAGUGGUGAUUUCUCCAUCCCCUCCGCCGCCAAUGUGGAGACCGGUGAAUUUAUAUGUUCCUCUCACUUACGCAAUAAGUGAUUCAUUGGUCUUGGCUGAAUAGCAGUUUGACUAGAGACUUUAUAGUUGCAGGGGAUCAAAAUCAUCGAGCUCUUUCCUACACUUCCUUGUCGGUUUUGUACUGCUUUCGCCAUCUCUGCAUACAGAAUUGUGAUGACCAUCUCUUCUGUCCUGAACUCUAAAGUCCAUUUGCAGAAAGCAAUUUAUAAUGUUCUUGAUCAGAAACCUUUAUAGACUUUUGAGUUUGUUGUAGUUGGGCGUGCUUGUCUACUUUCUACUUUUCUAGAUUGACAUGGAACUUUCAGCAUAAAAAAUCAGCAAAGCUGUUACAAGAAAUAGUAGAAUUCACUUAAACAUAUUAAUUUCACUCAAAUGCCAAAACCCAUUAACUUGCAUUACAAGAAAAACUGUUGAGCAGGACCAUCACUAGACAUUUCGCCUCAGGCUCUGUUUAGUUCCCAAAAAAAUUUCUACAUUACACAUCAUAUCGAAUCUUUGGCCAUAUGCAUAAAGCAUUAAAUGCAGUUGAAAAAAUAAUUAAUUACAUAGUCCAACUGAUUACCACGAGACGAAUCUUUUAAGUCUAAUUAGUCUAUAAUUGAACAUUAAUAGCCAAAUAACAAUGAAAAUGCUACAGUAUCAAAAUCCAAAAAAAAUCGCGAACUAAACAAGGCCUCAGUUUGCUUCGAUUGGUUGAUUAACCUACUCUUCGCCUCAGUACGCUCGGCUUUCAGGGACAACUUGACAAAGUGGAACAGCUCAAGAAAGAAAUACCCAAUGUGCAUAUUCUUGAUCAGUUUGCAAAUGCAGCUAAUCGUGAAGCCCACCUCACAUGGACUGGUACCUAUUCUUGAAAUUAAUAGUGGUUUACAUUAAUCUUUUGAUCCAGAUCAUGGCCGGAUUGGGAAGUUCGGCAUGUUUAAUUUGUCCCUCAAUCAUGGGUUAAUAUUCAAAUAUUGUAUGGUUUUUAGUUGCAGUGGUGUGGUGUCGAUAGUGUUUGUUAGAUAAUGACGAGUAAUUCUGCAAUGUGUUGUCAUAGUAAGCUUUCGAUUUUCAUCGACCCUAACAUAUGGAACAGUGUCUUCAUUGAUGUUGCUUUUCAACGCUACUUUGAACUGACAAAAUAUAAGGAAGAGUGUUGCAGCUCCGGCAUUUGUUUUUUCAGGGCGCUAAGAUGAGAUAGAACGAAGGAGGUGCAAUACGCCUAGCUUUUUGGAUUCUGACCAUCCCGAGAAAUGCCAUUAUGAAAGGCCUGCGCCGCUGCACUUGCGCGUGCAUGCACGUGGUCCACGUCCUGCUAGCUGCUGGCGUCCAGGUAAUCUGUGUUUGUCUUGACUGCCUAUCAGCAUGUGCAUGGUAGCCGGUAGCCCACAAAUCCGCCGCUAGAGUAUCCAUAGUCACUCUUUUACAGGUCCCUUUACGCUCUCUAUUUUUCUUCAUAUUUCUUGGAAAUCAAAAAGAUAAUAUUC